Lichtheimia ornata is the source of this 309-nucleotide messenger RNA. RefSeq lists its product as uncharacterized. NCBI's taxonomy places the organism in Eukaryota, Fungi, Mucoromycota, Mucoromycetes, Mucorales, Lichtheimiaceae. The record is from RefSeq and is a predicted model, not a curated record. The transcript has a single exon. Bases 1 to 309 code for a protein of 102 amino acids.
AUGGAUGCAGCUAUCAUUGCUAAGUAUCGUUCUAUGGAUUCGGGUCAAACAGCAACGUCUAUAGCAUCCUUCAGUGUCAGCUUGCCUUAUUACAUCGUUCGAUGGUUUUCGUUACUGUACCACCUAUUGGACACUUCCUUUUAUUUGCAUCUGCAGCGGCAAGGCAGCAAGUUCUAUACCUUUUGGUGUCGUCAAGUUUUAUCUCGUCUUAUUGUGGUCCUAGUUGUUGUCAACCCUUUCAAUGGAUAUCCUGCUACGCAUGCCUGUUAUCGGUGGAUCAUAUCAGCUACAAGCAAGAAGCAGCAAUGA